Molecule: messenger RNA, 1101 nt
Organism: Penicillium pulvis
Lineage: Eukaryota; Fungi; Ascomycota; Eurotiomycetes; Eurotiales; Aspergillaceae
Product: putative DnaJ domain protein Psi
Exons: 3
Coding region: 1-1101 (366 amino acids)
Biological process (GO): translational initiation
Cellular component (GO): cytosol
Molecular function (GO): protein-folding chaperone binding
Source: RefSeq, a predicted model, not a curated record
AUGGUAGCUGAAACCAAGCUCUAUGAUGCCUUGAGCAUCAAACCCACCGCAACCCAAGAUGAAAUCAAGAAAGCCUACCGCAAGGCUGCCUUGAAAUAUCACCCAGACAAGAACAAGGACAAUCCGCAGGCAUCUGAGAAGUUCAAAGAUGUAUCCCAAGCAUACGAAGUCCUAUCUGAUCCCGAAAAACGUAAGGUCUACGAUCAAUACGGCCUUGAAUAUCUACUCCGCGGCGGCCCCCCACCAUCAAGUGGUGGAGCCGGAGGUGCAGGCCCUGGUGCCGGGGGCAUGCCCGGUGGAUUCGAUUUCGGUGGCAUGCCCGGCGGCGGCGGCGCACGCACAUUCCACUUCUCGACCGGUCCAGGCGGCAGCGGAGGUUUCCGAUUCCGUAACGAAAACGACAUCUUCACUGAAUUCGCCAAAGCGACUGGCGGUGGCGGUGGCGGCGGAGGCGGUCUCGAUGAUGAUAUCUUCUCAAUGCUCAAUGGCGGUAUGGGUGGCUUUGCGCGUGGACGUGGCAGCGGAGGAGGAGGAUUCUCGCAAAAAGCACGCCGUGCACCGACACCCGAGCCGACUGUUGUUGAGACCGACUUGGUGCUCACCUUGGAGGAAAUUUUCAAGGGCACUACCAAGAAAGUUAAGACGAAGAGCAAAGCAUUUGAUGCUAGUGGAAAGCGCACUGUCGAUGAAGUGACGCUGGAAGCUACCAUAAAACCUGGCCUGCGCGCUGGAUCGAAGAUUAAGUAUAAGAAUGUUGGCGACCAGGAAGAAGGCGGUCGACAAGACGUGCAUCUUAUUGUUAAAGAGGCCCCACACCCCGAUUUCAAACGUGUUGGCGACAAUCUCGUUACAGAAGUGACCCUCACACUUAAGGAAGCCUUGACAGGCUGGGAACGUAUCGUGCGCACAAUUGACGGCAAGUCAAUCCGCGUCAGCAAGCCCGGCCCAACACAACCCGGCCACGAGGAACGUUUCCCUGGUCUGGGCAUGGUGAUCUCCAAGAAGCCCAGCGACCGCGGUGACCUUGUCGUCAAGGUCAAUGUCAAGUUCCCCACCAGCUUGACCGCUGAACAAAAACAAAUCUUGGGCGAUGUGCUGUGA